This is a messenger RNA of Harpegnathos saltator (Jerdon's jumping ant), 2811 nucleotides long. RefSeq lists its product as uncharacterized. The record is from RefSeq and is a predicted model, not a curated record. Gene Ontology annotation, biological process: activation of innate immune response. The transcript has 4 exons. Gene Ontology annotation, molecular function: zinc ion binding; catalytic activity; double-stranded DNA binding. NCBI's taxonomy places the organism in Eukaryota, Metazoa, Arthropoda, Insecta, Hymenoptera, Formicidae. The coding region runs from base 1 to 2811 and encodes 936 amino acids.
AUGACUACUGAUUCUUCUUCUUCAUACAUGGACCCAUCGGAAACGGAAUACAUUAAGACGACCCAGACAUCGAAAAAGGAUAUGAGCAAGGUGGUAGCUCUCCGUAGCUUCAGGAAAGAGAAGGCAACGAAUGUUGCCUCAGAAGACCAGCCUGGCAUCAGCCGGGUGAUCAGAAGGGAAGGCCUCCGAAGUGCCAGGUCUCAGCGCGACAAAGGAGCAGAUGAUCCAAGAUCAAGGUCACGAUCAAGAUCCUCCAUGGAGAGAGAUGGGUCCUCAUCAGAUUAUGGAUCAACGGAUGGACAGCAAGGAAAGAAGGUAGAAAAGGAAGAGAAAUGGGAUAUUCCCAGAAAAGAAAACGGGGAAACGGACGAGGAACUUUUCUUGGAAAAAGUAACUCGUGGAAGAGGAAGGAGGGAAACGACAGGAGAGUAUAGGAAGAAAAAGGAAUUCAUGGCAAAAAGGGAAAUAUACCUGGAAAAGGUAAAAGAGGAUAAGCUCAUGAAGGCCUUGCAAAAUCCAUCCGAAGAAUUCCGGGACUGCUCACAAGAUCGCAAGUAUAAAGCAGAACUUGCGAGAUUAACGGAGCACUGGGAGGAAGCCCCCUUCAGAGAUGUAACUGCAUCGGUGUUGGAAGCAUCAAUGAAGAUCUUAGGGUUUUCUGUAAAAUCUAAGAACUUAAAGGGGACACAUGUCAAAACGCUCAGGGAUGCAUCUGCUGCAAUAACAGCAGGGGCAAACAUGUCUAAGAAAAUAACCAGUGAAAAGAGCGGAGAAUACCUGGACAUAAUAGAGGAGCUGAAAAAUGAAAACAAAAAAUUAAAAACUGAAAUGGAGGAAAUGAGGAAAGAAAUGGAGGAAAUGAGAUGUACUCUACGAAGUAUAAGGGAAGCACCGCCGACAAUGAUGGUGUCCUCCCCGCCUCCAGAGUACCAAGGAAACAGUGGUUGGAGUAUAAGGGGGACAGCGCUGCCUGCAGCGGUGAUCCCCCCGCCUCCAACCAAUGUUGAGGAAAUAGAAAUAGGAGAAAGUUAUGCAAGAGGAAGGAUUUCGCCCCCAUUGGCAGAUCUAGGAAAAGAAGAGGAAAAGACAAUAGGGGUAAUUGAAGUCCAAAAGGGCCCCAUAAGGACUAAUAAAAUACACCCCAUUAAGGAAGAAAACAGGGUCGCAAAAGAAAAGAAGGAGGGCCCCAAAAUUAAGGAAAACAUUAUGCUUAAUACAAGAGUGAGGCUAGAAAGAAAAGAAAGACCGGAAAGAAGGGAAGAGGAGAAUUUGGAAGGAAAAAUCACCGCCAUGGUACUUAAAGCCAUGAAUGAAUAUGCAAGACAAGAUAACAUACCACCAAAACGGGGGCCGGAAGGAAAUCCAAGCAAAGGAAAGAAGAAAAAGAAAGGGAGUGGAAAAAUAACAGGGGAUCAGUCAACAAAACAAGCUCUGGGGAGUAAGAAUAGGUCAGCAGAAAUGCAGACACCGCUACCUCAGAGGACUGAACACCCGACUAUGAAAAUGACAGAACAGGAAACGGAUAUGCCAACCACCCAGGAAACUUGGGUCCAAGGGCAGUACAGAGAACUCCUGGCGGAGGCAAAAAGAAAAAUUGAUCUUGACGACCUGGGGAUCCCAAAAAUUAAAACCCGAAUUGGUGCAACAGGUGUACUGAUUCUGGAGAUACCAGGGGAGGACAGGGGAGCCAAGGCCGAUACAUUGGCAGAAAAACUGAGGGAUGUUCUGGCUGAUAAGGCAAAGAUAAAUCGCCCCCAGAAAAUGGGAGAAAUUCGUCUAAGGGGACUGGAGAUCUCAACAGACGAAGAAGAAGCUAGAAGGAAAAUAGCAGAGAUUGCGGCAAAGAAAGCUUCCGAAAAAGGAGUCAUCACUAUAGGAUGGACGCAGGUAAAAGUGGAGUUGCUGAUGGCAAGACCGAUGCAAUGUUACAGAUGCAUGGAAAAAGGACACGUGCAAUACAACUGCACAAAUGAAACAAAUCGGAGAGGAAACUGUUAUAGAUGUGGAGAAUAUGGACACCUGGCUCGCGAUUGCGAAAAGAGAGUAAGGUGUCAUAUUUGCGCAGAGGCAGGGAUCUCAGCGGGUCACAGGAUGGGAGGACCUGCAUGUCACCCCCCUAAGAAAAGGAAGACUAAGAGGAAGCAGGAAGAGAUGGGGCAGGCGUCCACACCGAGGCCACCCACGCCCCCUGCUCCCCUAGAAGAGAAAGCGGAGAAAAAAAGGCAGGAGAAAGGUGUAGUAGAGGGGAUGGUAAUCCCACCUUCUUCAGCAUGCCCAAUCGUCCCCUCUGAGGACAAGUUGGAAAAGGUGGAGGAGAUGGACGGUCCACGUCCAUCUGUCCAAGAAGAGAGGAGAAGCGUCCUCGCCCAAAAGAAGAAAACGAGAGUGACGAAAGGGAGCAGCCGGGUGGGAAGAUCCAGGCUACAAGAUAUGGGAGGGACCAUCAAAAGGUACCUCCCAGGGCCCGUCAUCGCCGCCGGGGACUUCAAUGCGAAGUCGGAACUGUGGGGUUCCCGGCGGGGUGACGGGCGGGGGGAGGAGGUCGAAAACUGGGCCGCGGGCCUGGGUCUGCACCUUUUAAACAAGGGCAAGAAUUCCACAUUCGUGGGGUCGCAGGGGGAAUCAAUUAUUGAUUUAUCGUGGGUAACCCCUGCGGCCCUGGGGAGGGUACAGACCUGGAGGGUGGCGGACGAACUGGAGACGUUGUUGGACCAUCUCCUGAUAGAGAUGGAGCUGUCCGUUACCCCCAAUGGCCUGCGGCUCAGCAAAAGGAUCAAAAGGAUGAACCCCGACCAGGGAAAUGGGCCUUAG